AUGGAAUACUAUAGGAAGAUAGAAUUAAAGGGAAAAGGUAGUUAUGGUCAAGCUAUAUUGGUUUAAAAUAAAUAAGAUAGAAAGUUUUAUAUAAUGAAGGUAAUUUUAAAUCUAUAAUAGAUAAUAGAUGCAUCUAAAUUUGAUAUAAAAGAAAAAGAAAAUGCACUCAAUGAAAUAGAUGUAUUAAAGAAUUUACAUCAUCCAUGUAUAAUAGAAUAUAGGGAAUCAUUUGUGGAUAAAAAGUAUAUUAAUUUGUCUAAGUUAGUAAGUAUUUAUGUAUUGUGAUGGAUUAUGCAGAAGAAGGAACACUAUAUCAAAGACUUGAAUAAUAAAAAUAAAGACAGGAACAUUUGAAAGAGUCUUAAAUUAUAGAAUGGUUUACAUAAAUUUGUCUGGCUGUCAAAUAUAUUCAUGAUAGACGAAUAAUACAUAGAGAUAUUAAAACUCAAAAUAUUUUUAUUUCAAAAGGAGAAAUAAAACUAGGAGAUUUUGGAAUUGCUAAAUCAUUAAUUAAUACUGAAGAUCUUUGCUAAACUGCUAUUGGUACUCCAUACUAUAUAAGUCCAGAAGUAUGUUAAAGAAUUCCUUAUGAUUAUAAAUCAGAUAUUUGGAGUUUAGGUUGUAUGUUAUAUGAAAUGAUGGCAUUAAAGCAUGCAUUUGAGGCAAAAAGUAUUUAAAAUUCUAUAAUUAAAGCAAUGGAAGGUCUAUUUUUGAAAAUUAUCAGUGGCAAAUAUUAGCCUAUUCCUAUAAAUUAUUCCUAAGAACUCAUCUAAUUAUUGAAGGAUAUUCUUAAUACAGAUCCUUAAAAAAGACUUAAUAUCAAUCAGAUAUUAGAUUACAGAGUAGUAAGAAAAUCAAAAAAGGAAUUUAUUUACAGAAAAACUUAAAAUAUACAUAAGAUAUAAUUUAUUUCUGGAUAAAUUAACAAAAAUGAAAGUCAUUUUGGCAAAAUUAGAUAUUAUUAGAGUGAAUAAAAAUUUAAUGGAGAAUCGCUUGCAGAUUAAAUUGAAAAAAUGAGAAUGGAUCUUGAAGAAUAAUUAGGAGUUGAAAAAUUUAUCUUAAUUUAUAAUUCCUUAGUAUUAUAUAUUUAUGAUAAUUAGAUUAGAAAAAUGAGGAAGUUCCUUCAAAGUUUUGUAAUAAGAUUAUAAUAGAUAAAAUUAAUUAGCUUCUUGAAUUAGAACAAUUAAUAUUUUGA
Messenger RNA from Paramecium pentaurelia, 1195 nucleotides. NCBI's taxonomy places the organism in Eukaryota, Ciliophora, Oligohymenophorea, Peniculida, Parameciidae. The record is from the annotation of a GenBank genome assembly.